Messenger RNA from Pseudovirgaria hyperparasitica, 1080 nucleotides. RefSeq names its product HCCA isomerase/glutathione S-transferase kappa. The record is from RefSeq and is a predicted model, not a curated record. Gene Ontology annotation, biological process: glutathione metabolic process. Gene Ontology annotation, cellular component: peroxisome; mitochondrion. NCBI's taxonomy places the organism in Eukaryota, Fungi, Ascomycota, Dothideomycetes, Acrospermales, Acrospermaceae. Gene Ontology annotation, molecular function: glutathione peroxidase activity; glutathione transferase activity. Bases 257 to 916 code for a protein of 219 amino acids. The transcript has 4 exons.
UGCGAUUCUUCUAAUCAAGCAGAGCACUGUUGUAGCGAACAUCUCGACAGUUCGUAACCGAGGUCCACCGGCUACUCCAAACACACUUCCGCAACUAGUCACGCGCUAUACCCGAACCAGCAACUAGCACAGCUGGACACCUACUUUAUUGCAACCUCAGAUUUACGUUCCGGAGCAAUUAUCAGGAUUUCAUACCUCCUCUUUACAGUGUUCCACAAAGAACUAAUCAUUACAGCAAGUAAUACUAUUACACACUAUGGCCAAACCCCAGAUCACAUUGUACAUUGAUAUCGUGUCGCCAUUCGGGUAUUUGGCAUUUUAUGCACUGCGGAACUUCCCUGUCUUCAAAGCAUGCGAUAUCACGUACGUGCCUAUUUUACUAGGCGGCGUCAUGAAGGACGUGGGAAAUCGUCCUCCAUUCACUGUCAAAAACAAAGACACCUGGAUCGCCAAAGAACGUACACGCUGGCAAAAGACCUUCUCCAUCCCGAUGCUCACCGGCAUGCCGCCCAAAUUCCCUGCAAACACCGUCCUCGUCCAACGUGCUUUGACGCACGUUUUCCUUACCACACCCUCAGCCACGGCCGACGCCGCCGCCGCCUGCUUCGAAGCGUACUGGGUCAAAGGGCUUGACAUCACCGAACCGACCGUCGUGCAUGCGGCGCUGGAGAAAGCGCUGGGACCCAAGGAGGCAGGCGAUGCGUUGGAGGGCGCCAAGAGCGUCCGAGCGAAAGAAGAGUUGGGCAGACUGAGCAAAGGCGCUGUGAAUGAGGGCGCGUUUGGGUUGCCAUAUUUUGUUGCGACGAAUGCAAAGGGCGAGAAGGAAACUUUCUGGGGGUUUGAUCAUUUGGGACAGGUGUGUCGCCAUCUCGAGAUUGAUAUGCCGCGCGAGGGCGGGUGGAGAUCGGUGUUGUAGGUGUCUUGAUGUAACUAUGGAACUCGGCGGUGCAAGAUGGGGGAGACCCUAUCUGGUGAGGAAGAAAAUGUACGCCUACGCGUCGCCAUCUGGCUCAGAGAAGAAAUAGUGCAAUGGAGUGGGGAUAGUCAGUAAGGAUUUAUUUUUAUAGUGAAGUGGGUAUC